UCUUAUUUUGACAUUUUCUUUUGCCCCUUGUUCUUUCCAAAUUUUCUCUCCAUCCCGUCCUGUCAGUGGCCUGCGGGAGGAAUCGCUGCAGUUUUGGUCAUUUGCCUGGAGAAACUUCCCAGGUUGAGGGUCGAGCAUUACCACUAGCCGCGGUCACCAGCCGAAGCAACGCGCAAACAACCAUGGGCAACUGGGUUUCGCGGUACGUCACCAACCCGGACGGAACUCCGGUGCCGCUCACGCAACCUUCGUUCGAUCCGAACUUUGGCUUUGCUCACGCCCGCAAGGAACGAGUGAUGAUUGCCACCGAGGAGGAAAUGGAAGCGGCCAUGCCGCUGGCCGAUCGGGACUACUGUGCCCACAAGCUGAUCGCGUACCGUGCCUGCCGGGCGGACGUGUGGCCAUGGGCGUACAAAUGUGCCCACGAAAAGCACGAUUACCUCAACUGCGAAUACGAGGAUUACAUCUACCGGAUGAAGGAGUACGAGCGCGAGAAGCGACUGCUGCUGAGAAAACAGAGAAUCGAAAAGAAGCAGGGUUCGGAGCUGCACGCCUAAAACCGGGAGGACACUAUCACCUCUUCUGCCAGCGCCCUUCCCAUUUUCGAGCACGUUAACUCUUCUAGUAGCAAGCAAAAUGAUACAAAAACAAAUACUACGCAAUUUAUGAUUUUAAACGCGGUUAUCCAUCAUAAAUCUGCCCGGUUCAAAUCGGUUUUUUAGGAUUAA
Messenger RNA from Culex quinquefasciatus (southern house mosquito), 728 nucleotides. RefSeq names its product NADH dehydrogenase [ubiquinone] 1 beta subcomplex subunit 7 (gene ND-B18). Gene Ontology annotation, cellular component: mitochondrion. Lineage: Eukaryota; Metazoa; Arthropoda; Insecta; Diptera; Culicidae. The record is from RefSeq and is a predicted model, not a curated record.